AUGGCGACCUCAUCCUCAAGUACCACCAGCUACCCCGUAGUGGAGUAUGCUAUCUUUGACAUGGAUGGAUUGCUAAUCCAACGGCAAGCGGCCGAGUACAUCCUCGCGGCCUAUCCGGACGUCAAGGAGCACAUGACGGCGGAUGAGUACCUCGACGAGCGGAACGAGAUGCAACAGGCGCUGUUCAAAAAGGUGCCGCCUAUGGCUGGAGCGGUGCACCUCGUGCAGAGCCUGCAUGCGCAAGGGGUGCCCUUGGCUUUGGCUACCGGAUCGACGUACGAGAACUUCCUGUACAAAACGGGCCACCUACCGCACAUCUUCUCCCUCUUCCCCGCAGACUGUAUCGUCACUGCCGACUCUCCGUCCGUCAAGCCAGGUAGGGGCAAGCCACACCCUGAUAUCUUCCUCGCUGCCGCUGCUACACUGGGUCGAGAUGUAGGAACGGCAGAGGCAUGCACGGACGCUCAGAGGGAAGAACGGAAACGAGCUAUAGUAUUUGAAGAUGCUGUCCCCGGCGUCAAGUCAGGUGUAGCCGCCGGUAUGAACGUAAUCUGGAUACCCGACCCGAACCUCCGCGCCUUGGCGCCGGAUGAGGACUAUGGAGCUGCGCAGGUCCUGAUGUCGCUGGAAGAUUGGGAUCCGGUGCAGUGGGGUCUCAAGGCGUUUCCCUCUCCUUCGGCAGCCAGCUACUCGAGUAGGUCGCAAUAA
Molecule: messenger RNA, 708 nt
Organism: Dioszegia hungarica
Lineage: Eukaryota; Fungi; Basidiomycota; Tremellomycetes; Tremellales; Bulleribasidiaceae
Product: HAD-like domain-containing protein
Exons: 7
Coding region: 1-708 (235 amino acids)
Molecular function (GO): phosphatase activity
Source: RefSeq, a predicted model, not a curated record